UAUUGGUUAGGUAUUCCUAGUGGUUAGCAUUAGCUGUGUUCUUAGCUUGUUUUACUACAGGUCAGUAAUAACGAGCACUUUUUAGGCCUAUUAGCGUGAAAUAAAGCGUAUUUAUAACUCAAACAAAUAUGGGUACGAACAGAUAAUUGAGUAAGCCAAAGGUAAAAGCGGUCCCCUAAAAACAGCCUAGACCGAUAGUUAUCUCAACAUUAGCUAGCUAGAUACCGAAGCGUGUUUUGCCAUUGUUUAUAAAUCACAGUCAUGACUCUCGCGGUGGACCGGGAGCAGAGGAAGACUGCGGGAAACCGCUUGUCAAAAUUACUGGAUGCUGAAGAAGAGGAUGAUUUCUACAAGACCACGUAUGGAGGGUUUGCCGAUGAAUCAGGAGAUGAUGAGUAUCAUGGAGAAAAUUCAGAGGAUGAGGAUGUGGUGGACAGCGAUUUUGACAUCGAUGAGGGCGAUGAGCCAGACAGCGACAAGGAGGACGAUGCACCUAAAAGGAAAAGCCGGGUUGUUACUAAAGCAUAUAAGGAACCAAUAAAGGUGGCGAAGCCCAAACCAAAAAAACCCUUGGAGGAACAGAAGAAGACUGAGAAAGUUAAAGUUGAGCUCAAAAGGAAGAUCCCACCAGAGUUCCAAGAUUUUGGUGAAACUGUGUAUCAUUCCUUAGCACGGAAGUCUGUGCGACAGUCCACCAGCGAGCAUACCCGAAAGACAAAUCUGCGCCUGCAAGAGCGUCAGGAUGCCCCUCGGAGGAGGAGGGGGGCUCAUCGGGACCGGCCCCUCACCCAGGAAGAACUGCUGGCCGAGGCCAAAAUAACGGAAGAGCUCAACAUCCGAUCUUUGGAGAACUAUGAACGUCUGGAGGCGGACAAGAAGAAACAAGUCCACAAGAAGCGGAGAUUUGACGGACCGACCAUCCGUUACCAUUCAGUCCUGAUGCCACUCGUUUCACAUUCGGUCCUAAAAGAAGAAAACGUUGAUGUUGAAGGGUUGGAUCAGGACGUUCCUCAGACUGCAGCACAGAAUCCCAGCACGCCGUCCCAGCAGCCUGCGGGGGGGCUGUGCUCCCGUACUUAUAUAACGUUCAGCGAAGACGAAGCCUUCGAGGCGACGUUCCCACACAGCGGCCAGUCGAGCCCCCCGCUGCCAGUCCAGGAGGUUUGUCCCGUUACCCACAAGGCCGCACUGUACCGAGACCCGGUGACUGACAUACCGUACGCUAACACACGAGCCUUCCGCAUCAUCCGAGAAGCGUACCGUAAAUACGUGGCAGCUCAUGGAUUUCCAAACACUUCGGGUGCGGUGACAGGACUUGACUCCUCAGCAACAAAGAGCUCCCGCCAGAAAAUGGUUGUCAAGCAGAGUGCUAUGGCAACAUAGAUUAGUUUCAGAAAUAAUUUUCAAAAAAGGUUUGUGCUUUUUUUUAUAUGUAUUAGUUUAAGCAGAAUGACUUCACAUGGAGUCAAUCCCUUUUUGUAUACAACUGUCAGGCAUUCAGCAGUCAAUGUGAUUAUUACGUCAAAGUCGGUGAAACAAUUGAAGGCAAACACCAGUACUACUGUUGACUGGAGAGAGCAUGGAAUUACAAGAAGUAGACCUUACUGAAAAUCAAACAUUACCAAAACCAAGCAGGUGGUGCUUUCCUUCAAACGGCAAACAAUCUUAUCUUAUCUUUAGUACAGUAUCACCCUAAUAGAAUACAAAUCUUGUUUGAAUGAACAAAAAAUAAUCCCUGAUUGGCUUUAGAUGCACAUUGGCAGACUUUUGUGUUUUUCCUUAAAUGAAAUGCCUUUUUUACUGUCAAUAUAUCUGGGCUCUACAAAUGUACAUAUUUCUCAACAAAAAUAAAUGUUUGAAACAUUGGAAAAAUA
Molecule: messenger RNA, 1874 nt
Organism: Trematomus bernacchii (emerald rockcod)
Lineage: Eukaryota; Metazoa; Chordata; Actinopteri; Perciformes; Nototheniidae
Gene: vps72a
Product: vacuolar protein sorting 72 homolog a
Exons: 6
Coding region: 262-1383 (373 amino acids)
Biological process (GO): regulation of DNA-templated transcription; chromatin remodeling
Cellular component (GO): nucleus
Molecular function (GO): ATP-dependent H2AZ histone chaperone activity
Source: RefSeq, a predicted model, not a curated record